This is a messenger RNA of Centropristis striata (black sea bass), 5229 nucleotides long. RefSeq names its product collagen alpha-1(XIV) chain-like. Gene Ontology annotation, cellular component: interstitial matrix. The record is from RefSeq and is a predicted model, not a curated record. Gene Ontology annotation, molecular function: protein binding. NCBI's taxonomy places the organism in Eukaryota, Metazoa, Chordata, Actinopteri, Perciformes, Serranidae. The transcript is spliced from 27 exons. The coding region runs from base 37 to 2859 and encodes 940 amino acids.
CUCUGGAGACGUUUGUUGGGGAGGACGUGAGCAACCAUGCUGAUCGUCAACCUGCUGAGUGGGACGGAGUACAGCGUGAAGGUGAUCGCCUCCUACACCACCGGCUCCAGCGAGGCGCUGUCAGGACGGGCCAAGACCUUGUAUCUGGGGGUAACCAACCUGAACCCGUACCAGGUGAAGAUGAACAGUAUCUGCAGCCAGUGGCAGCCUCACAGACACGCCAACGCCUACAGAGUGGUCAUCGAGUCUCUGCUCAACGGUCAGAAGCAGGAGACGAAGCUGAGCGGAGGAGCCAACAGACACUGUUUCAACAGCCUGAAGGCCAACACGCAGUACAAGAUCAGCGUCUACGCCACGCUGCAGGACGGCACCGAGGGGCCCGCCGUCACCGCCACCGAGAAAACACUCCCCGUCCCCACGCCGCCGCCCACCAAGCCCCCCACCACCACGCCACUACCCACAAUCCCCCCCGCCAAGGAAGUGUGUAAGGCAGCCAAAGCCGACCUGGUGUUCCUGAUCGACGGAUCCUGGAGCAUCGGAGACGACAACUUCCUGAAGAUCAUCCGCUUCCUGUACAGCACCACGGGGGCUCUGGACCAGAUCGGCCCCGACGGGACUCAGGUUGCCAUCGCUCAGUUCAGCGACGACGCCCGCACCGAGUUCAAGCUGAACUCGUACGCCGACAAGGAGCGACUGCUGGACGCCAUCAACAAGAUCUCCUACAAGGGAGGAAACACCAAGACGGGUCGAGCCAUCCAGCAUGUGAAGGAGAACAUCUUCACGGUGGAGGCGGGGGUCCGCAGGGGGAUCCCCAACGUCCUGGUGGUCCUGACGGAUGGACGCUCUCAGGACGACGUCAACAAGGUCUCCAAGGAGAUGCAGAUGGAAGGCUACAUCGUGUUUGCGAUCGGCUUCGCUGACGCCGACUACGGCGAGCUGGUGAGCAUCGCCAGCAAACCCAGCGACAGACACGUCUUCUUCGUGGACGACCUGGACGCCUUCAAGAAGAUCGAGGAGAAGCUGGUCACCUUCGUGUGUGAGGCGGCCACGGCCACUUGUCCGUCUGUCCCGAUGAGCGGCAGCACCACGCCAGGUUUCCGUAUGAUGGAGCUGUUCGGUCUGGUGGAGAAUCGCUACGGCAGCGUGUCUGGAGUCUCCAUGGUACCAGGAACCUUCAACACCUUCCCCUGCUUCCACCUGCACAGUGACGCUUUCCUGGCCCAGCCCACCAGAGUGAACGGAGGGAAAACUCUGACGUUCUUCAACAACGACUACAAAGGAGAGUUCCAGACGGUCACCUUCGAGGGGCCCGAAAUCAAAAAGCUCUUCUACGGCAGCUUCCAUAAGCUUCACAUUGCGAUCAGCAAGACGAGCGCCAAAGUGGUGAUCGACUGUAAGACGGUGGAGGAGAAAAACAUCAACGCAGCCGGAAACAUCACCAUCGACGGGCUGGAGGUCCUGGGACGCAUGGUCCGCUCCAGAGGGAACAAGGACAACUCUGCUCCUUUCCAGCUCCAGAACUUUGACAUCGUGUGCAGCACGUCGUGGGCCGGCAGAGACAAGUGCUGCGAACUUCCUGGUCUGAGGAAGGAGGUGGACUGCCCGGCCAUGCCCAAAGCCUGCACCUGCACCCAGGACAGCAAAGGCCCCCCCGGCUCUGCUGGACCACCAGGCGGCCCGGGGAUCCGAGGAGCCCGAGGAGACCGUGGAGAGCCAGGCCCCGUGGGGGCGACGGGGCCAGUCGGGGACACAGGUGUACCAGGCCCUCAGGGCCCCCAGGGACCACAGGGACCCAGUGGACGCUCCAUCAUCGGACCCCCAGGCGGCCCAGGAGAGCGAGGACAGAAAGGUGAAUCUGGACAACAAGGAACUCAGGGCUUGGCGGGCAGAGCUGGAGCUCCAGGUAGAGAAGGACCUGCAGGAGCCCGAGGACUGCCGGGCAAAGACGGGCCCCCGGGCCGCCAGGGGCCCACAGGAACCAUCGGGACUCCAGGGGCCCCGGGGUCCCCGGGCACCACGGGCCCUCCAGGAAAACAGGGAGAACUGGGACCACCGGGUCCUGCUGGAGGCAAGGGGGAGAAAGGAGAACGGGGCGACCUUCAGUCUGCUGCAUCAGUUCAGGCCAUCGCCAGGCAGGUCUGUGAGCAGCUCAUCCAGAGCCACAUGGCGCGCUACAACUCCAUCCUGAACCACGUGCCCAGCCCGCCGGUGUCCAUCCGCACCAUGCCGGGACCCCCCGGAGAGCCGGGCAGGCAGGGAAACCCGGGAACACAGGGAGAACAGGGACCUCCGGGAAGACCGGGCUUCCCAGGACAGAACGGACAGAACGGACAGCCGGGAGAAAGAGGUCAAAAUGGAGAAAAGGGCGAGAAAGGCUCUCCAGGCGUUGGAGUCCAGGGCCCCCGAGGACCUGCAGGACCCCCCGGUCCCCAGGGGCAGGGCAGGCCGGGCAGCCAGGGAUCCUCAGGGCGACCUGGGAACCCCGGACCCCCUGGUCGGCCCGGGGUCCCUGGACCCGUCGGCUCCGCGGGGCCCCCAGGAUACUGCGACCAGAACUCCUGCGUGGGCUACAACGUGGGCGAGGGUGAGGAUGUCACUGACCGCGGCGCUGUCCCCGCAGUCCAACUGCCGUCCAACGUCUUCCAGAACUACGGCGAGGAGGAGGAGGACGACCCGUACCGCUACUACGAGCCCAACUACCCGGCCCCGCGGCCCGUGGCGCCCGGCGACCCGGCGCUCGCCUACGACCACGGCGACCCCCACCGCAGCGCCCGCAGCGUGGACGGCGAGGAGGCGAAGGCGGAGCCCAAGAGGAGACUAAAGAGAGGAGCGAAGACGCUGUCGGGACUAAUUAAAUGAGCGAUCGGGCGGUUUGGAGCCGAUACGGACUAAUCAACAAGUGCCUGAUGUCGAGGAUUUCUAACGGACCGUAGAGGGACGUAGAGGGGUCAGAGGGGGUCAGAGGGGUCAGGGCGGGACGAUUUAACUCAGCUAUGCUAAAACAAGUUCAUGUUUGUUGUUUUUGUUGUUUAAAAUGGAUUCAGCUUCAGCGGCGUUCAUCUUUCAGCUCGUCUCUCCGUCAUCAGACCGGUCGGAGAACAGUUUCUGUCCGUUUCUCUCCUGGUUGGUUAAAGUGCCUCCGAUUCGUCCCAAUCGAAAAUUUCAAAAUGCAAAAAUACAAACAACACAACAAAGAAUUUACACUUUCUUUAUUUCUUUACUUUAUUUCAACCUUUCAGUUUCAGGACGUCUCAGCAAACUUCCUGAUACAUAAAAAGAUUUUGAUUUAAUACUUCAGUAAUUAAAAAUGUAAUCAGCCUUCAGUAGUGUGUGUGUGUGUGUGUACAGCGUCUGCAGAUCAGACAGAAGAUUCACUUCCUGUGAGAUUACUGUCUUAUUUGUGCAAAAGUUUCAACUUUGACCGAAAGCGGCUGAGUGUUUUGGCUCCGCCCACUAGUUAGUUUCCCUCUGCCACUGUUUCCAUAUAGGUACUUUUGUAGCAGAGUUAAUGUGACAACAGGCCGACGCAGCAACAGUGUUGCCAACUUACCGACAUUGUCUCUAUAUUUAGACUAUUCAGACCCUCUAGAGGCUUUUUGUCUCUAUAUUGAGACUAUUCAGACCCUCUAGAGGCUAUUUGUCUCUAUAUUUAGACUAUUCAGACCCUCUAGAGGCUAUUUGUCUCUAUAUUGAGACUAUUCAGAACCUCUAGAGGCUCUUUGUCUGUAUAUUUAGACUAUUCAGACCCUCUAGAGACUCUUUGUCUCUAUAUUUAGACUAUUCAGACCCUCUAGAGGCUCUUUGUCUCUAUAUUUAGACUAUUCAGACCCUCUAGAGGCUCUUUGUCUCUAUAUUUAGACUAUUCAGACCCUCUAGAGGCUCUUUGUCUCUAUAUUUAGACUAUUUAGACCCUCUAGAGACUCUUUGUCUCUAUAUUUAGAUUAUUCAGACCCUCUAGAGACUCUUUGUCUCUAUAUUGAGACUUUUCAGACCCUCUAGAGACUCUUUGUCUCUAUAUUUAGACUAUUCAGACCCUCUAGAGGCUCUUUGUCUCUAUAUUUAGACUAUUUAGACCCUCUAGAGGCUCUUUGUCUCUAUAUUUAGACUAUUCAGACCCUCUAGAGGCUCUUUGUCUCUAUAUUUAGACUAUUUAGACCCUCUAGAGACUCUUUGUCUCUAUAUUUAGAUUAUUCAGACCCUCUAGAGACUCUUUGUCUCUAUAUUGAGACUGUUCAGACCCUCUAGAGACUCUUUGUCUCUAUAUUUAGACUAUUCAGACCCUCUAGAGGCUCUUUGUCUCUAUAUUUAGACUAUUUAGACCCUCUAGAGACUCUUUGUCUCUAUAUUGAGACUGUUCAGACCCUCUAGAGACUCUUUGUCUCUAUAUUUAGACUAUUCAGACCCUCUAGAGGCUCUUUGUCUCUAUAUUUAGACUAUUUAGACCCUCUAGAGGCUCUUUGUCUCUAUAUUUAGACUAUUCAGACCCUCUAGAGGCUCUUUGUCUCUAUAUUUAGACUAUUUAGACCCUCUAGAGACUCUUUGUCUCUAUAUUUAGAUUAUUCAGACCCUCUAGAGACUCUUUGUCUCUAUAUUGAGACUGUUCAGACCCUCUAGAGACUCUUUGUCUCUAUAUUUAGACUAUUCAGACCCUCUAGAGGCUCUUUGUCUCUAUAUUUAGACUAUUCAGACCCUCUAGAGGCUCUUUGUCUCUAUAUUUAGACUAUUCAGACCCUCUAGAGGCUCUUUGUCUCUAUUUUUAGACUAUUCAGACCCUCUAGAGGCUCUUUGUCUCUAUAUUUAGACUAUUCAGACCCUCUAGAGACUCUUUGUCUCUAUAUUUAGACUAUUCAGACCCUCUAGAGGCUCUUUGUCUCUAUAUUUAGACUAUUUAGACCCUCUAGAGGCUCUUUGUCUCUAUAAUUAGACUAGUCAGAUUCAAAUAUGUGCUGUGGCUCAAAAAAAGGGUUGGAAAACACUGCUUUAUGUUGGAGAUCCUGUUGCAUAUUAAUGUAGCUCUGAUAACAACCUACUGGCCUGCCAGCAGGUGGAGCAGACCUGCUGAUAAACAAACAUCUGACAAAUAAAACCCGUCGACCCGUCGUGUUGAUCUCCUGCAGCCAGUAAAGGCUCUUGUUUUGAAAAGACCGUAGGAACAAACUCUGGGGUCGUAGGUUUGGACGACUUACAGGAUCUGGUUGUUUUGGUAUAUUAUAUAUAUAUAUAUAUAUA